AUGGAAACGUUCUAUGGCUUGAUUGCGGCGGUGGUUAUAGGAGAUGUGGUUGCACAAAUACCAGAAUCUGAUCAGAUAAAACAAUUGUGGGGAUUUCUUGGGACCUCCAAUAAACUUACAGAAACUUGUUUUUUGGACUUCACAAGAGAAAUAAAACCUGAAGAGGAAAAUCAUAUUCGGGGGGAUGAAGCCUCAGCGGCCAAAGCAGGACUCCUUGGCUGGCCACGACAGAGAAGUCCUCAUGGAUGGACUCUUGCCAUCAGCGGUUACUCUAGAAAUGAGGACUCAUCUGACAGAAUCCCCUGA
Messenger RNA from Lynx canadensis (Canada lynx), 306 nucleotides. RefSeq names its product mitochondrial import inner membrane translocase subunit Tim9-like. Lineage: Eukaryota; Metazoa; Chordata; Mammalia; Carnivora; Felidae. The record is from RefSeq and is a predicted model, not a curated record. The coding region runs from base 1 to 306 and encodes 101 amino acids. The transcript is spliced from 3 exons.